Botrytis sinoallii is the source of this 2022-nucleotide messenger RNA. RefSeq lists its product as uncharacterized. Bases 1 to 2022 code for a protein of 673 amino acids. The transcript is spliced from 2 exons. The record is from RefSeq and is a predicted model, not a curated record. Gene Ontology annotation, cellular component: catalytic step 2 spliceosome; intracellular anatomical structure. Gene Ontology annotation, molecular function: RNA binding. Lineage: Eukaryota; Fungi; Ascomycota; Leotiomycetes; Helotiales; Sclerotiniaceae.
AUGCAUGAUGAGCCUUGUGCAAGAAACAGAAGGUUAAAAAUCAAGAACGCGGCGGGUCAAGAAGAGGACAUUUCAGUUGGCGGAGUCAUUGCUAUCACUCAACCUCGUCGUGUUGCUGCUAUUACUUUAGCCCGUCGUGUUGCUGCUGAGAUGGGAUCUGCCCUUGGAUACCAACGUACAAAUACUCCUGGAAAGGUCGGUUAUUCCGUUCGUUUCGAUACCAAUACACCCAUUGGAAUGAAGAUCAAAUUUGUUACCGAAGUGCUAUCAUUAUUGAUUGAAAUUCACGAGAGAGGGGUUGAUGUUGAUCUCAUUGCUGGAUUUCUCCGACAGAUAGUUCAUGGAGAUAAGCAAGGUCGUGGUGGUAUUCCAUUGAAAGUCGUCAUCAUGAGUGCAACUCUUGAUUUAGGCGGAUACGAAGCUUUCUUCGCAAAUCCUGACUCAAAUCCUAGUUAUCAACCAGGUAACAACUAUGGUUCAAUAUUUGCACCACAUCUUGUGAACAAUGAGAAGGUCAUUGAGGCUGCCAAACCAAUGCUAGCUGUAAAGUCUGGAAAGGCCGAGGAUGUGGAAUUAAAAGCAACAGAAAGCUCCGAAAAAGUAGACACUGGCGUUGCCAUUGAGGAAGUCAAAGGUAGGAAAUUCAAAGUUGACCUAUACUAUGACAAACCAGCCGAUCCCAGUAAUUACCAGGAGACUAUGUUCAAGAGGAUUGCGAGUAUACAUGUUACGGAACCUCUUCCUGGAGAUAUACUGGUCUUUCUCGUUGGUCAAGAAGAGAUCGAAUAUAUGCAAACAAGACUUGAGGCUCUCGGCGAGUCUCUAAGCAAAGAAGUGCCAAGAAUCAAGGUUAUACCGCUGUAUGGUGCUCUUCCACCAGAUGCUCAACAGUUAGCUUUCGAUCCAGUCAAGGAGCCCAGAACGAGGAAAAUCGUCCUGGCUACUAACAUUGCGGAAACGUCAGUAACAGUUCCCGGUGUGCGAUAUGUAGUUGACAGCGGUAAAGCCAAGGUUAAGAAGUACCGCACAAAGUUGGGUAUGGAGUCUUUGCUUGUCGUGCCGAUUUCUAAACAGUCCGCCCUCCAAAGAAUGGGUCGUGCUGGUCGUGAAGCACCUGGUAAAUGUUGGAGAGCAUAUGGUAAAGACGAAUAUGAAUCUUGGCUUCAAGAUGAAAUUCCUGAAAUCCUUCGUUGCGAUGUGCUCGAAGCAGUUCUUAAGAUGAAAGCUCGUGGAGUGCAAGAUGUUAUCAACUUUCCUCUCAUGGAUGCACCUGAUGUAGAAGCUAUGAAGCAUGCCAUCUUUCAACUCAACGCCAUGGGAGCUCUCGAUGACGAAGGUAAUUUAACCACAGAUGGUAAAAAGAUGGCCAGUUUCCCUCUUCCUGCCGCCUAUGGCCGUGCUCUCAUCGCCUCCUCAUCUCCAGAGUUCAACUGCGUUCUCGACGCCAUCGACGUCAUCUCCCUCCUAACUGCCGACUCCGAAGUUUUCAUCCAACCCAAAUCUCAAGAACAAGAAGAAGAAGUCGACGCCAAUCGCGCCGAUAUCAUCCGUCGCGAAGGCGAUCUUCUCACCUAUCUAACAACCAUGCAACGCUACGCCUCCGAAAACACAAACCGAUUCCAAUGGUGCAAAUCUCGCAACAUCAGCGCCCGAGCAAUGAAAUCCGCAAUGCUGAAUCGCAAACAACUGCGUCAAUUAAGCGUCACUCACGGUCUCAUUGAUGCCCUUCCCCCUCCUGAUCCCCAGCCCUUUGAACCCUCUACCCCCGAAAGAGCAGAAUGUUUGAUUAAAGCAUUUCUGAGAUCGUUUGGGGAUAGAACGGCUACGUUAGCCCCAGAUGGGAGCUAUGUGACGACAAAGGGGAAAAAUGCCGUCGUUAUUCAUCCGCAGAGUGUGCUUUGGGGAAGGAAAAUCGAGGCGAUUAUGUUCUUGGAAAAUGUGUUUAGUACGAGGAAUUGGGCGAAGAAGGUUAGUGCUGUGCAGGCGGAUUGGGUGUUGGAGGCUUUAGGGGGGUGGAUGUAA